AAAAAUAAGACUGCUCGCUCGUUCAUUUCAUCCUACGAAUCCCCGUAUCGGCGUAUCCAGCCCCCUCUCCGAUUCUCACUCUGCUUCCAGGCGGACAUCUCUGCAACUAAGUGGCGGAGAGCUAUUGAAUGUUCUACUGCGGCGGCGGAAAACCUUUGACAUCUGUUGAGGUGCCGACGAACCGGAUCUGGAUAAGCACAGCUUCUUCGAACCAGGGACGAGCCCGAAAUCGGCUUCACCCUAACAUUACGAGGGUGGAGGUCGAAUCGAAAUUCGAAAGAGCAUCUCACAGAAAGCAAUUGGGUUUCAAGGUUUAUGUUUGGAAUUUCCCCAUUUCUCUACGACUCUACCACGCUAUAUUUCCCGCAAGGGUGAAUUUCGGCACGAACCAGAAAGAGAGAUGGCAAGCAUUAAUACAGUAGCGGUGAAUCCGAGUAUGAGUGGCUUCUCCGCCACUCGCUGCCGCAAUCCGCCGCACCGAAGCACGCGGGUGAGUUUCAGGGCGAUGAGGAUCGAGAAACCACUGGAGGAGUUGUACAACGUGCGAGUGGAGAAGGCGGUGGCGAAGGAGAGAUUGGAGAAGCUGGGGGUAUGGAGAUGGUCGAUGUGGAAGACGGGUGGGGACACCAAGCUGGCGUGGGACUGGCACGUGGACCAAUGGGUGUACAUCGAAGAAGGAGAGGUGAGGGUGGUGCCAGAAGGGAGCGAGCGGUAUAUGCAUUUCGUCGCCGGCGAUUUGGUUCGCUAUCCCAAAUGGUUUGAGGCGGAUCUCUUCUUCACUGGAUUUUACCAAGAACGCUAUAGCUUUCGAGCUUAUGGUGAUGAUGAUGAUUAUUAGUUGAUGAUUUUAUUAUUAAUCUCGUUUCCUUCGUUCAUUGUUUGUAAUUGCGCAAUGCCCCUCAUGGCACGUCUCACCUAAUUCCUAGACUAUGGCAUAAAAGGCAUUGCAUAUGGCGUUGGGAGUGUGGCGUACGCAAUAUUGCACCGAGGCGUACGCAAUAAGGUGCUAUGAGGCGUACGCAAUAGGAGAAGGUUAGAGGGUAAGGCCGUAAGGGUAUUAUUUGGGUCCACCCGGGCCACUUUUAAAAUUUUAUAAUUGAUGUUAUGAUCUCUAUUUCAAAC
Cuscuta europaea is the source of this 1122-nucleotide messenger RNA. The record is from the annotation of a GenBank genome assembly. NCBI's taxonomy places the organism in Eukaryota, Viridiplantae, Streptophyta, Magnoliopsida, Solanales, Convolvulaceae.